This is a messenger RNA of Urocitellus parryii (Arctic ground squirrel), 1970 nucleotides long. Lineage: Eukaryota; Metazoa; Chordata; Mammalia; Rodentia; Sciuridae. The record is from RefSeq and is a predicted model, not a curated record.
AUGUGGGCGCAAGUGAGCCGAGGAGCUGAGGAGUUUUACGCUCGCCUUCUUCAAGAAUAUAAUGAAGAAAAGAAAGGAAUCUGUAAAGACCCAUUUAUCUAUGAGGCUGAUAUCCAAGUGCAAUUGAUCAACAAAGGUCAACCAAACCCUCUGAAAAAUAUUCUAAAUGAAAAUGACUUAGUAUUCAUUGUGGAAAAAGUGCCAUUAGAAAAGGAAGAAACAAGUCAUGUUGAAGAACUACAAACUGAAGAAACUGCUAUUUCUGAUUUCUCUACUGGUGAAAAUGUUGGACCACUUGCUUUACCAGUUGGGAAAGCAAGGCAAUUAAUUGGACUUUACACCAUGGCUCACAAUCCUAAUAUGACCCAUUUGAAGAUUAAUCAGCCAGUUACUGCCCUUCCUCCCCUUUGGAUAAGAUGUGACAGUUCAGAUCCUGAAAGUACCUGUUGGCUAGGAGCUGAGCUCAUCACAACAAAUGACAGUAUUACAGGAAUUGUCUUGUAUGUGGUUAGUUGUAAAGCUGAUAAAAAUUAUUCUGUAAGUCUGGAAAACCUAAAAAAUUCACACAAGAAAAGACAUCACUUGUCUACUGUAACAGCCAGAGGCUUUGCCCAGUAUGAGCUCUUUAAGUCCACUGUUUUGGAUGAUAUAGUCACCCCAUCACAAACUACAAUCACUUUGGAUAUUUCCUGGAGUCCUGUCGAUGAGAUUCUUCAAAUUCCCCCACUCUCUUCAACUGCAGUUCUGAAUAUUAAAGUGGAAUCAGGAGAGCCCAGAGGUUGUUUGAAUCAUCUUCACAGAGAACUGAAAUUUGUCCUUGUUUUGGCUGAUGGUUUGAAGACUGGUGUGACUGAAUGGCUCGAGCCCCUGGAAGCAAAAUCUGCUAUUGAACUUGUGCAGGAAUUUCUGAAUGGUGUGGUUUCAUAUCAAGACUUGGUGAAGUGUUUCACAUUGAUCAUCCAGAGUCUACAACGUGGUGAUAUACAGCCAUGGCUCCAUAGUGGGAGUAACAGUCUACUAAGUAAGCUCAUUCAUCAGUCUUAUCAUGGAACCAUGGACACAGUUUCUCUCAGUGGGACUAUUCCACUUCAAAUGCUUUUGGAAAUUGGCUUGGACAAACUAAAAAAAGAUUAUAUCAGUUUUUUUGUAGGUCAGGAACUUGCAUCUUUGAAUCAYUUGGAAUACUUCAUUUCUUCAUCAGUGGAGAUACAAGAACAGGUUAAUCGUGUUCAAAAACUUCACCAUAUUCUAGAAAUAAUAGUUAGUUGCAUGUUUUUCAUUCAACUUCAACAUGAGCUCCUCUUUUCUUUAACACAAUCCUGCAUAAAAUAUUAUAAACAAAAUCCUCUUGAUGAGCAACACAUUUUUCAGCUGCCAGUUAGACCRGCUGCUGUAAAAAACUUAUACCAAAGAGAAAAGCCACAGAAAUGGAGAGUGGAAAUAAAUAGCGGUCAGAAAAAGGUUAAAACAAUUUGGCAAUUGAGUGACAGUUCACCUGUAGACCAUCUGAAUUUUCAGAAACCUGAUUUUUCUGAAUUAACACUGAAUGUUAGCCUGGAAGAAAGGAUACCCUUUACUAACAUGGUUACCUGCAGCCUGGUGCAUUUUAAGUGAAGUGAGCUGAGGUGGUCCUCCAUAAGCAUACACCAAAAAGAGUGGGGGGAAAAGGUAAUUAUAACAAAUCCAGAAAACAGACAUGAACAAACUUCCAAAGCAGAAAUAGGAGGACCAUCCUGAAGAUUUCUCUAUGAAAGACGAAGCUCCAAAAUUGGUGAUCUUGUCUCAACUCUGGCUCCUGAGGAGCAGCAUUAACAGCAGGGCAGCAAUGAGUGUGCAGAGGGUGCAGACUGUGGGGACCACAAUCUCCGAGACCAUGUGCAUGUGACUGAGCAAAGGCUCUGAAAUGGAACAGAGAACAACCACCAGGUGAGCUGCGUCCCAGAAGCUUUAAGUAUACUGGAAAAACUUGG